This is a messenger RNA of Sporisorium graminicola, 2496 nucleotides long. RefSeq lists its product as uncharacterized. The transcript has a single exon. Lineage: Eukaryota; Fungi; Basidiomycota; Ustilaginomycetes; Ustilaginales; Ustilaginaceae. Bases 1 to 2496 code for a protein of 831 amino acids. The record is from RefSeq and is a predicted model, not a curated record.
AUGGCAGCGUCCAACAACACCCAUGGCGAGGGCUCCGAGGCCAUAAACUUUCGUGCCGCUCUCGCCGCUUUCGAGCAGAAUGCCACUGCUACAACAGCCAGCUUCCACUCGCCCAAGACGCGCCCCUCUCAGCCAGCUGUCACCAGACCACCACCUCAAACUCCGGCACGGCCAUCCUCCGGCCUCGAGCCUAUCCCUCGCUCGGCUUCCACUCCACGCAUCCGCAACAACUCGGAAAGUCUCAUGCCACCAUCUAGCAACAAUCCCUUUGCUGCAUCCGGCUCACCCACUCCUGCUGCUUCGUCUGCCCUACCAACGACCUCGGCAUCCGGAAUGCUCAGUGCGCCUCCGCCGGCAUUCUCUACAUCUGCUUCGCCCACCUAUCCGCAGUCGAUUUCGUUGCGGAAAUCUGGCAGCGGUGUAAGCCUGAACGAGCUCAUGAAACAGAGUUCGCCUCGCAACAGCACCAACAGCCGCACAGCCAGUCCUCUUCUUCGCUCCAGAAGCAGAUCUGUAGUCGAAAAUGAUGCAGCACAGAUGAGUGGCAAUGCUAGCUCGGCGCCUGCCUCGGGUCGAUCCAGUCCAUUGCCACCACCUCGGUCUGUUAAUGCCUUGUUUACCCCAGACGAUCGCAGUGCUGGGACUGGAGCACGGCGUACCGAAAGUCCGGCAUCUUGGUCUACAGCACAGCACAUGCUCGAUACAAGCGCCGACGAUGACAUGUUUGCACACGCCGUUAUGGAGCGUUCCAGCACGCCUGCCUCUCCCAGUCGCAGAGCAGCAACAACAGCCGCGCAAGAUGCUUCGCUCUUGCCUCUCCCUCCGCAGGUGCCAUCGCGAAAGGGCAGCGCAUCCUCGACCAAUUCUGCGUCGACAUCCGCCUCGACCCCCAGACUUCCGCCACGGCCAGGAGGGGCAGCAACGCCGAACUUGGCACCCAGCCCUACGAUCUCCGAGUUUGGGCAAUUUCCGUCCACCGCAUCAACGGCUUCAACAACACCGAGAGCAAAGACAGGUCUGGGGUACGCGACAUAUACGCCUGGAGCCAGGCGCGGAGCACGUGAGGGUGGUGGUGGCAGGGCAGAUGGAAGCAUGACGCCUCCUGCUCUCCCGCCUCGUAGCGCUACGUUGGGGCAAGCGGAUCGAGGACGAGUGGGGGAUGCGCCGUACAGGGCGAGGCAGAACAGCCCGAUGAAGCGUGCACCCGUUAUUCCCAAGAAGCCAGCGACCUCUGCUGCUGCUUCUGUCAGUGUCAACAGCAAACCGCCACCGCCUCCGCGCCCGGCAAAGGCGUUCGACGGAGCAGCUGGGGGUUUCCGUUUCGGCACAGCAAGUGAAGAGCCUCAAUCUCAACCCGCGCCUCGACCUCGUCAGCGCACCAUGGCGGCACAGCAGCACCAGCGGAGUCUCACAGGUAGUAGCAGCAGCUUCACCACCACGAGUCUCGCAGGCAACACGACGCACAGGAAGAGCGGCAGUAACGUUUUCACCAGCAUCAGUCUCUCCGAUGACGCGAGUGGCGAGCUCAAGCGCAGUCUCGAGUCGGACAUUCACGCGGAUCAUCAGCACCAGUUGCCGCCGCCGUCGAGGGGUCGCUCCGCUGCUAAUGCUGCUGCCGGUUGGCAGAGUCCAGCGUCGUCGGUGGCGAGGCCGGCCUCGACUAGCGGUGGUGCGACAACAGGUGGAUCGUCGGCGGCAGGUGGGGUGGUGAGCUCGCUGAUCGGGACGGCUGCCUCGGCGCUUCCGCUUUUCAAAUCUGGUGGUGCGAGCGGAGCGGGAUCGAGGUCGUUGGCGGAUGGAGCGCCAUCGAAGCAACCGUACUAUUCAGGCGGUGCGACGGUGAGUCGGAGCACUAGUGCGCAUUCGGAUGUAAAGAGUGAGGGGGAAGAGACGCUGUGGGGAGGCGGCAGGGCGGUACAGCUUGCAGACGAUGCGAGUGUUUUGAGGGGCAGCAGUCGGGUCAAAGGUGGAGGAGGGUUGCUCAAGGAGCCCAAGGACGCGUCUGCGCAAGAGAGAUAUGAAACACUGUACGACAAGUUGCUCUCCCAACAGCACGAACGGAAAGCCAACCGAACCGCGCCCAACUCGAACGCCUCGACGAUCAGAGAGGCCAACACGGACCGCAAAGCAAGCGGUGGCGUACAGGCGCUGAAGGGGUGGUUCGAAUCGGAUCCUGCUUCGUCCUCCUCUGCCACUGCCGUAACGACGCCGUUGAAGCGCGAAGACUUGGACGAAGCAUUGUCCCCCAAAAUGGUACGGAAGGUGUGGACGCGGUCCCGCCUUCCAACGGCGUUCUUGGCACAGGUUUGGGACCAAGCGGUGUCGCAAACUGGUACUGAGGGCCUGACGAGGGACAUCUUUGUCCGGGCAAUGGCGGGAAUCGAUGCGGAGCUAGAGCGCAAGAAGCAGCGUAGAGAUACUAGACGCCAACGACGCUCCGCCUACGAUAGCAGGACGACGGGUGCCAGGAGGGUUCCACCACCUCCCCCAUCGUAG